CUUGUAGAGUUAUUGCACAUUGCAAUUUGGCAUAACAAUAAUAGUGUAACAAGCUAACAGCACUCACCUACUCCUACUGCUGCUAGUGCUGCUGCUGCUCACUCUCUUUCUGAUAUGACUGUACUUUCUCUCUGAAUCUCACUGGUUUUUGCAUUCUUUGUUAUGUUUGUUUUGUCUCUGCUUCUUCAAGAAGUUCACUUUCUUUCUUGUUCUUGAGUACGCACUUCCAUUUCAUUAUCUUCUUUUACUUCCAAAAGCUUUAGUUCCGCUCAUUUCAAGAAAUGCUUGAAAUGAUAGGUAUUUGUGGAAAGUUAUUCUUUUGCUAACCAUUUGUGUUUCCUUUACGUUCUUGUUCUCUAGGCUGCUUAACUGAAAAAAGAAAUGUAGAUUCUUGUGCUUGUUUCAUUUCUUUACUUCUUGCUGAUUUGCUUAGCUGCUUUUGUUAUUUAUGUUAGCUAUUGGGUUUCUAUUUUUCUUCUUUUUGUGACGUACUUUUUGUUGCAGUGAAUCUAUUAUUUCCAUUUAUGAGAAAAUGGAUUUAUGAAUUUAGCAGUUCUUGAGCUGUGAAGUUCAAUUUUAGUAUGUUUUAUUUUUUAUAGUCUUUGGUUCAAUUUAGUCUUCCACUACUCCUUACUUUUUGACCAAUGCAUUUGAGUUUUCCUGUAGAUUCGCGUAGGCUGUGAUUAUAUUGUUGAUUUGUUACUUGUAUAGUACUUCCUUCUUGCAAAUUGGGUCGAUUUCUUUUCCCCUCUCAAACUGGUUCUUUUAAUCCGGUUUGGUGUAUUCCCAUUAUCUCUCUCGUUGAAAUUUGUGAUUUUGGACCCUUGUUGAAGCAAUGCAGAUAACCAGUUUGAUGUUGUUCUUAUUAGUAGUGAAUGCUUUUGGACAAUCAGAUUUUGAAGCACUGUUGGAACUCAAAAAGGGUAUUGAGAAAGACCCAUCUGGGGAAGUUCUUGUUUCAUGGGAUUCUAAGUCUCUGGCAUCUGAUGGUUGUCCACUGAACUGUUUAGAGGUCUUUGAUGCCAGUAAUAACCAGAUAGCUGGUGAAAUACCUCCAUUUCAAUUUGUUGUCUCUCUUCGGAUUCUUAGGCUUGGAAAUAACCAGUUAACAGGAUCUCUUCCUGAAGCUCUUUUACAAGAUAAAUCAAUGGUAUUGUCUGAACUGGAUCUUAGCCUUAAUCGACUUGAAGGUCCACUUCGAAGUAUCACUUCUGGAACUCUGAAGAAUUUAAAUUUGUCUUCAAAUAAACUGUCAGGUUUCUUACCUGCCACUGUAGGAUAUUGUGCUGUUAUAGAUCUGAGUAAUAAUCUGUUUUCUGGGGUUUUGUCAAGAAUGCAGAACUGGGGAAAUUAUGUCGAAGUUAUCCAGUUGAGUAACAAUUCAUUGACAGGAAGUUUGCCUAACCAAACUUCUCAAUUCCUGAGGUUGAUUUCUCUCAAGAUAUCAAGGAACUCAUUGAAUGGUGAACUUCCAUUAGUGUUGGGUACAUACUCACAACUGAAAGUUGUUGAUCUUAGCCUUAAUAAUCUUAGUGGGUUCCUUCCUCCAAGCCUCUUCAACUCAUCAACAUUGACUGAUCUCAUCCUGUCAGCCAACAAUUUCACUGGGCCAAUCCCACUUCAGGAAAUACAAGUUUCCACCCAGAACCUUAACUUGCAGUCUCUCGAUUUGUCAUAUAAUUCCUUAGAUGGAAAUGUGCCCCUUCAAAUCAGCAAGUUCCACAACUUGGUGAUUCUUAACUUAUCCAACAAUAAACUCAAAGGCACCAUCCCAGGGGACCUUCCAGAUGGAUUGAAAGAAUUUAAUGUGUCUUCUAACAAUCUCUCUGGUGUGAUCCCUGAUAACUUAAGGCGGUUUCCUGAUUCAGCUUUCCAUCCUGGAAAUUCCCUGUUGAUUUUUCCUAAUUUGCCACUGUCGCCUGGGGGUGCUCCAGAGCUGUCUUCGAGGGAUCAUAGAUCUCAAAUGAAACCUGCUAUUAAAAUUUCUCUUAUAGUUGGUAUCGUUGGCAUUGCUGCUCUAAUAGCUAUUUCAUGCAUAAUGAUUCACUACAGGAAUCAUAGGCAGAAUAAAAAUCUUAGAAGUUUGAAAGGAGAUGAGGGAAAUGAAGCAGUUACACAAGAGCAUUCUUCCAUUUCUCAUACCCUAGCAAGUAACAAAAAUUUGGACCAAUCAUUAUCAUCAUCUAGUAUCCAUCAAAGUCUUCAUCCGUCAUCACAUGUAGGGUCAGCAUAUCAACCUGGGGACACAUCAUCAGCUAUAUGGAAGCCUAAUGAUCCGGAAUCAAUAAGGAAAUAUGAAGGAUUAUCUUCUCCCUUGUCUGUUUUGUCAUCUUCAAAUCCAUCACCCUCUAAAAGCCAGCUUUCAUCUGAAUAUCCUGGUGGUCUUCAGGUAUAUUCUCCAGAAAGAUUGGCUGGGGAUUUACAUUUGUUUGAUGGCUCCCUAGUGUUCACAGCACAAGAACUUUCACGUGCUCCAGCAGAAGUUAUUGGGAGGAGUUGCCAUGGUAGUUUAUAUAAGGCAACACUUGACUCUGGUAAUGUGUUGGCUGUAAAAUGGUUAAAAGAGGGAAUAGCCAAAGGGAAAAAGGAAUUCUCAAGGGAAGUAAAAAAACUUGGGAACAUCAGACAUCCAAAUUUAGUUUCUCUUCAAGGUUACUUCUGGGGCCCAAAGGACCAUGAGAAGAUGAUAAUAUCUAAAUAUAUAAAUGCACAAUGUAUAGCCUUCUAUUUUCAAGAUACAGAGCCAAGGAAACUCCCACCUUUAUCUCUCGAUAAUCGGCUCAACAUUGCUGUUAAUGUUGGUCGAUGUCUGAACUACAUGCACAAUGAGAGAGCAAUACCCCAUGGAAAUCUCAAAUCCACAAACAUUUUAUUAGAACCUCCAAACAUGAAUCCAUUGCUUACAGAUUACAGUCUCCACCGCAUACUGACAUCAGCUGGCACAGCAGAACAAGUUUUAAAUGCAGGUGCUCUUGGUUACCGACCCCCCGAAUUUGCUAGCUCCAGUAAACCCUGCCCAUCAUUAAAGAGCGAUGUCUAUGCAUUUGGGGUUAUUCUGUUGGAGCUCCUAACCGGAAAAUGUUCAGGAGAAAUUGUUUCUGCAAACCCAGGAGGAGUUGAUCUGACAGAAUGGGUAAGGUUAAUGGCUGAAGAAAACCAUUCAGACAAGUGCUUUGAUAAACUGCUUGUAGAUGGACCAAAUGUAGAGGCACCCAGGAUUCUUGGAGAAAUGCUGCAAGUGGCUUUAAAAUGUAUCCUACCAGCAGCUGAGAGGCCUGACAUAAAAUCAGUUUUUGAAGAUUUGUCUAUGAUAGUUUUAUAAAAGGCCUCUCUUCAAGACAUUCUAACUGCAGCCUCUGUCACUAACCCCUUUUUCUUCUCCAUUUAUUUAUUGAAGCUUCUAAUUUGUUUCUUUACAAUGUUAAUGUUUUGAAUCUGCUCUUGGUCCUGUGAAUAAUGCCAUUGGAUAGGGUAUUGUUAGCUAGUGGGAAGGAAAUAAAUUUUCCUUUUUUUCUUUUUUAGAUUGUUGGGUUAAUUCAUUCUUUUUAGCCCUUUCCUGUAAUGUAAUCUCCAUUGAUGAUACUUUUACCAUUCAGAAAGAAUAUUCAUUGAGGCCUAUAUUUAAGAUUACA
Messenger RNA from Jatropha curcas, 3632 nucleotides. Its product is annotated as Leucine-rich repeat protein kinase family protein. The record is from RefSeq and is a predicted model, not a curated record. Gene Ontology annotation, molecular function: protein binding; ATP binding; protein kinase activity. Gene Ontology annotation, biological process: protein phosphorylation. NCBI's taxonomy places the organism in Eukaryota, Viridiplantae, Streptophyta, Magnoliopsida, Malpighiales, Euphorbiaceae.